Molecule: messenger RNA, 294 nt
Organism: Fusarium verticillioides 7600
Lineage: Eukaryota; Fungi; Ascomycota; Sordariomycetes; Hypocreales; Nectriaceae
Exons: 2
Coding region: 1-294 (97 amino acids)
Source: RefSeq, a predicted model, not a curated record
AUGGAACAAAUAUCCAAAUCAUCGCUGGUGGCACAAGAUAGGACCACUGGGUCUUUCUACAGUGAUCGCUGGUACCAUGCCCGAGAUCGCGGCGAGCCAGCAAAGUUUUGGAAAACCGCCGUUCCUCGUGACAUGGUUACCAAGGUUAUCACCAUCUACCCUGCCGCCAUUCGUGUAUCGAUAGGUCUUCACAUUGGCCUUGUAGCUGCGGCUGUCGCUACGCUUAUUCUCGAGACUACUGGUACCAGGUUUCGCGACAUCGCGGCAGUUUCAGUUCUGCGAGUAUCGAGUUGA